GAAGUCAAUCACUGGAAUGAAGAGGUGCGGCUGCGGCUGGGUCUCAGAUCAGCUGGGAGGAUCUAGAUAGAAGCUGUUGUUUGUGCGGCUUCCUCGGGUGGUCGAGGGUCCUUCCGGUGGCUGCAGCAACCCGUGGUGUGUGUGUUGGUCCUUUGGCCCUGAAAAGUACUUAUGAGCUGUGAAUGGCAAAGAUGGAAGAUGAAAUGAAGAUGGAGACUGAGAACUUUGACCCAGAUCAAGGGUCUUUCUCUGUGACAGAUGAGUCAAGUCAACAGUCUUCCCCUAAAUUAUCUGUAACUGAACUGAGUAAGGAGUUGGAAACAAAGAGUGAGCUGAUAGAUGAUAAGGAGUUUGAUAUUCCUCAGGUUGAUACUCCUCCAACACUGGAAAGUAUUUUAAAUGAGACUGAUGAUGAAGAAGAGCCAUUUGUUCUUGAGGACCCUUCUCUUCUAAACAUUGACAACAUUGACACACAUUCGUAUGAUACUUCUUCCGUCGCAAGUUCUGACAGUGGAGACAGGACACACCUCAAAAGGAAGAAGAAGCUUCGUGAUUCUUUUUCUAUUCAUGGCUCAGUUAUACGGCUAUCGCUUUUAAAAGGAAUUUCUGCACAAAUAGUGUCUGCAGCAGCUAAGGUGGAUGCUGGCUUACCCACUGCAAUAGCAGCAUCUAGUCUCAUUGCAGUGGGAACAUCUCAUGGUCUAGCACUUAUAUUUGAUCCUAACCAGGCUCUUCGACUUUGUUUGGGCAGUACUGCAGUUGGAGCACAAUAUGGGGCUAUUUCUGCUCUUAGCAUCAACAAUGAUUGUUCAAGACUUCUGUGUGGUUUUGCGAAAGGACAGAUUACCAUGUGGGAUCUGGCCAGUGGAAAGCUUUUGAGAUCAAUAACAGAUGCUCAUCCUCCUGGAACUGCAAUUUUACACAUAAAGUUUACAGAUGAUCCAACCCUAGCAAUUUGCAACGACAGCGGAGGCUCAGUAUUUGAACUGUCAUUCAAGAGAGUCAUGGGUGUGAGAACGUGUGAAUCACGCUGCUUGUUCAGUGGUUCUAAAGGAGAAGUUUGCUGCAUUGAACCUCUGCAUGCAAAGGCUGAGCUAAGAGACCAUCCCAUCACCCAAUACUCUCUGUUAGCAAUGGCUUCCUUAACAAAGAUUCUUGUAAUUGGACUGAAACCAUCUUUGAAAGUGUGGAUGACUUUUCCAUAUGGCCGUAUGGACCCAUCCAGUGUUCCCUUGCUGGCGUGGCAUUUUGUUGCUGUGCAAACAUCUGUGAAUCCUGUGCUUGCCUUCUGUCGAGGAGAUGUUGUCCAUUUCCUUCUGGUAAAAAGAGAUGACUCUGGAGCAAUACAUGUUACCAAGCAAAAACAACUGCAUCUGCACUAUGACCUCAUAAAUUUUACAUGGAUAAACUCCCGCACCAUUGUGCUUCUGGACAGUGUGGAAAAGUUGCAUGUGAUCGAUCGCCAAACACAGGAGGAGCUCGAGACAGUGGAAAUCUCAGAAGUUCAGUUAGUUUACAAUAGCAGCCACUUCAAGUCACUGGCGACAGGAGGAAACGUCAGCCAAGCACUGGCCCUGGUUGGGGAGAAGGCUUGCUACCAGUCAAUCAGCAACUGUGGUGGUCAAAUAUUUUAUGUAGGCACAAAGUCUGUUCAUGUCAUGACAUUGAGGAGCUGGAGAGAGAGAAUAGACCACCUACUGAAACAAGAAUGCCUGAAUGAAGCUCUCGCUCUUGCUUGGUCCUUCCAUGAAGGGAAAGCCAAGGCUGUUGUAGGGCUAUCUGGGGAGGAACAGAAACGCAAGGCUGUCGUUGCAGACAGAAUGGUUGAGAUUCUUAUCCAUUAUGCUGAUAGAAUUAUGAAGAAAUGUCCUGAGCAGGGUAAAAUCCAAGUGAUGGAGCAAUACUUUCAGGAUAUGGUCCCUGUCAUUGUUGAUUAUUGCCUGCUGCUUCAGCGGAUGGACCUAUUGUUUAGUCAGAUGUAUGACAAGAUGGCAGAAAACUCUGUGGCGAAGGGUGUCUUCUUGGAGUGCCUCGAACCUUACAUUAUAAGUGAUAAGUUGGUGGGCAUGACAGCUCAAAUUAUGAAGGAUUUGCUGCUGCACUUUCAGGAUAAGAAUUUAAUGGCAAACAUGGAGGCUUGCAUUGUGCAUAUGGAUGUUACCAGUCUAGAUAUACAGCAGGUUGUCCUCAUGUGUUGGGAAAACCAUUUGUAUGAUGCCAUGAUCUAUGUCUACAACAGUGGAAUGAAUGAUUUUAUUACUCCAAUGGAGAAAUUAUUCAAAGUCAUUGCCCAUCCACUCAGUGCUGGAAAGUCCCUCUCAGAUGAGCAAGUAAUUAUGGGCAACAAGCUUCUUGUCUAUAUAAGUUGCUGUUUAGCAGGCCGAGCUUAUCCACUGGGCAAUAUUUCUGAAGAUUUGGUACCUUUGGUUAAAAACCAGGUUUUUGAAUUCCUUAUCCGGUUGCAUUCAGCCGAAGCACCUGUGGAAGAAGAAGUUUACCCUUACGUCCGCACACUGUUGCACUUUGAUACUCGGGAAUUCCUUAAUGUUCUUGCACUGACAUUUGAAGACUUUAAGAAUGACAAGCAAGCUGUGGAGUAUCAGCAGAGAAUUGUGGACAUCCUACUCAAGGUUAUGGUGGAGAACUCUGAUUUUACCCCAUCACAAGUUGGAUGUCUCUUUACUUUCCUUGCCCGUCAGCUUGCUAAGCCAAACAACACUCUAUUUGUGAAUAGGACAUUAUUUGACCAGGUCCUUGAAUUUUUGUGCAGCCCUGAUGAUGAUUCACGGCACUCUGAGAGACAGCAGGUUCUUCUAGAAUUGCUUCAAGCUGGUGGUAUUGUACAAUUUGAAGAGAGCAGACUGAUUCAGAUGGCCGAAAAAGCUGAAUUCUAUCAAAUCUGUGAAUUUAUGUAUGAGCGGGAACAUCGCUAUGAUAAGAUAAUUGAUUGCUACUUGCGUGAUCCUUUGAGAAAGGAAGAAGUUUUUACUUAUAUCCACAAUAUCCUCUCCAUUCCUGGGCAUAGCACAGAAGAAAAGCAAUCUGUAUGGCAGAAGGCUGUAAAGCACAUUGAGGAACUGAUAUCAGUGAGUCCUUUUAAAGCCGCGGAUCUGAUUUCCAUUCACUUCAGUGACCAGAUUGAGCAAAUCAUCCAAAACCUGCAGGACCAAUACUUGCUUUUCCAAUUUCUGAAGAGCCUACUUGACCCAAGGGAAGGAGUCAAUCAAGAUUUGCUUCAGCUCUCUCCUUCUGUUACUGAACACUUUAUUGAGUUGCUAUGUCAAUUUGAUCCUGAGCAAGUUUUAGAGACAUUAAAAUUCUUGGAAUCCUACAGGCUGGAAGAGACAAUUCAGAUUGUUCAGAAGAACCAGCUCUGUGAAGCCUCUUCCUAUCUACUUGAGAAGAAAGAUGAUAUUCAUGGUGCCUUCUUGGUAAUGCUGGAGUUUCUACAAAGGAAGUUGUCGAUACUUACAAGUGAAGAUGAGAGUUCAAUAGAAGUUCCUUCAUUAAAGGCUAUUGAAGACACUUUAGCAAAAACAAUUGCACUUUGCCAGAGGAAUUCACACAAGCUGAAUCCACAGCAGAGAGAGGCUCUUUGGUUUCCACUCUUGGAGGCAAUGAUGUCCCCUAAAAGGUCAUCUAGUUCUACGCUGUUGGGCCAUUACUCAGAAUUUUUGAAGAAUUUGACAAUGCAAGUGCUGAACAAUAUGGCAGCGUUCAUUGCUUUACCAUUGAUCCUGCAGAGAAUUUUACAGGAUCCAGUGUACGGAAGAGGAAAACUUGGAGAAAUUCAAGGUCUUGUGCUGGGUAUGCUAGACAGCUUUAAUUAUGAGCAAACUCUUUUGGAGACAACAACCAACCUACUCAAUCAUGACCUCCAUUGGUCUUUGCGCAAUUUAAAAGCAUCUGUGACUAGAGGGCUCAAUCCCAAGCAAGAUUACUGCUGUAUUUGUCUGCAGCAAUACAAGAGAAGACAAGAGACUUCUGACCAAAUCAUAGUAUUCAGCUGUGGCCAUUUGUACCACUCUCUUUGUUUGAUGAGUAAAGAGUGUGGCACUGAAUCAAAAGGACAGAUAAGAUGGACAUGUUUUAAAUGCAGUGCCAGUCACAAGGGAGGAAAACUAAGUGAAGCUUCCUCAGAGCUGAAAAGAAGAACUCCUGUAUCUCUGACUCGGACCAGUUCAGAGUCUCUCUUGGAUCCUCAGCAAGCCCAAGCUUUUGACCAGCUUUGCUGCCUGUACCGAGGAACCUCCAGGUUGGCUCUUCUGACUGAACUUUCUCGAGAUCGUGGAGGUGAAAAACAUGGGCUUCUCCAUAUCUCCCAGGGUGAUUCUGCUCUGAAUAAUGUCUUCCAGAAUGAGACCUUCCAGCUUCACCUCACACCACCUCCUCCUCUUCUGGAUGACUAAUUUCUUCUAGAAUGAGAACACCAUGAAAAGUACUUGGAGGUGCUCUGCUACUCAAUGCCCUGAUGAUGGAAAUGGCUCAGAGGGCUUCAUUUUGAACAAAGCAGACAGGACAUUGCCACAAUGCAGAGUCUUGGCAGGGAUCGGCUUUUUUUUUUCCCUUUUCUUUUUGUGAUUUGUUCAACAAAGCAGAAGGAACAUUUUAAAAAGUGGCUGGGCCUUCUUUCCGGUAGGCUUUGCUGAAAGCUAUCAACUACUCUGUUAAACCUAUGGUGUUCCUUGCUGGAGCUGAACACAACAGUACUCGGGGCAACUGUACUAAACCCCAGGGAUAGCGAGUCUGCAACAAGACCUUAUUUACAUAAUUGGAGUCUGUUCCCUUAGAGAAGAGUACCAAGGGAAUACAACAAAUGUCACUAAUCUAAAGUUGACAUUUCUCAGGCUUCCUUUAACUAUCUCAUUUAAAUUUAGCACAAGCAGUGGAACCCUACAGUUAGAGUAUGAAUGCAGAAUGUGCAGCUAAGCUAAAUGAGGCAGAGCUGCCAAGGACGGCCCGUUUGUCAAAACUCUUGUGAGAGUCUUUCUCUAGCAUUCCUCCUCUGAUUUCAGUCAUCCUAAUAAGUGGUGUAUGUUAGCCUCCGUGAUAGUGAUUCAGGAAAGUUCACUGUGACAGGUCCUAUUCUAGGAAAAUGCCACUUCUCAGUCUCAGAAAUCCUGCUAACAAAACACACUGGAAUAUGCUGUUCGGCCAACUAGACAAUGGCAAAUAUUUGGUGCCAGCUUCUGAAGCCUGCGCGAGCCCAGUGCCAGCAUUUCCACAGUGAUCUCACUGUUUCUCAUGUAGCAAAAUAAAACAGCACAUUCAUCAUUUAUGAUGGUAGCUGCUGCUGCUAAGUCUCUAAGCUGCAUGGAAAGAACAUCCCCUUUCAUUGCGUCUUGCUACCACCCUAGUCCAUUUAUCUGUAAUGAACUUUGUAGUGAAUUAAAAGAAGGCAUUCA
Messenger RNA from Anolis sagrei ordinatus, 5405 nucleotides. RefSeq names its product VPS8 subunit of CORVET complex (gene VPS8). Gene Ontology annotation, biological process: endosomal vesicle fusion; protein targeting to vacuole. Gene Ontology annotation, cellular component: late endosome; CORVET complex; early endosome. Gene Ontology annotation, molecular function: protein binding. Lineage: Eukaryota; Metazoa; Chordata; Lepidosauria; Squamata; Anolidae. The record is from RefSeq and is a predicted model, not a curated record.